This is a messenger RNA of Drosophila hydei, 480 nucleotides long. It is a transcript of the gene Cpr65Eb, whose product is annotated as pupal cuticle protein Edg-78E. Gene Ontology annotation, molecular function: structural constituent of chitin-based larval cuticle. The record is from RefSeq and is a predicted model, not a curated record. Gene Ontology annotation, cellular component: chitin-based extracellular matrix. Lineage: Eukaryota; Metazoa; Arthropoda; Insecta; Diptera; Drosophilidae. The coding region runs from base 1 to 480 and encodes 159 amino acids. The transcript has 2 exons.
AUGUUCAAAAUCCAACUCGUCGUACUUGUUGCUGCCGUCUUUGUGGGCGCCGUGCAGUCUGCGCCGUCGGAUUCGGCCGAUGCGCACGCCGAGAUUCGCAGCUAUGUGAACGAACUGAAGCAGGAUGACAACAGCUACAAGUACCAGUUCGAGACGAGCAACGGCAUAGCACAGCAGGAGCAGGGUGUGGGUGGAUAUUAUGCCAGCGGCUCAUCGCAGUACUAUACACCGGAUGGCCAACUCAUCCAAUUGACGUAUACGGCUGAUGAGAACGGAUUCCAACCACAGGGCGAGCAUUUGCCUACACCCCAUCCCAUUCCAGAGGCCAUUAUCAAGUCAUUGGAAUGGAAUCGCGAGCAUCCAGAGGAGGAGAACGAGGGACAAUACAAUCAUGGCCAUGGCGGCAAUGGCUAUGGCGAGCAGGCCAAUCAAUUCCUGCAGGCGCCGGCAUCUGGUCUGCCAUACGAGAAGAAGAUUUAA